Colletotrichum navitas is the source of this 1331-nucleotide messenger RNA. Its product is annotated as scaffold protein Nfu/NifU N terminal-domain-containing protein. Gene Ontology annotation, cellular component: mitochondrion. The transcript is spliced from 2 exons. The coding region runs from base 216 to 1175 and encodes 319 amino acids. The record is from RefSeq and is a predicted model, not a curated record. Gene Ontology annotation, molecular function: 4 iron, 4 sulfur cluster binding; iron ion binding. Gene Ontology annotation, biological process: iron-sulfur cluster assembly. Lineage: Eukaryota; Fungi; Ascomycota; Sordariomycetes; Glomerellales; Glomerellaceae.
GAUUUGCUCGAAAAGCCGCGUUUAGUACCGAGGACAACCUGGACCCUGUAAUAAUUUUGUGCAAUCGAGCAAUCAACACAUCAAGACUACCUACUCCGUCGAUCUUGCCUCCUCAACCUCUCACCGUCGACGAACUUCCCUUUUUCAAUACUGCUGUAAACCCCUGAGUCUUCAAGAACAACCAGACGGCGACGAGGACGACGAGGACGACACACAUGCACACGAUGUCAUCCUACAGAGCAACGAGGACAGCCUUGCGUGCCGUCGCGCGCACAUCCAGACCCGCUACCCGGCCCAUGACGGCACCCCUCCAACGAUCGCGAACCUUUACGAGCGUGAAGCCCGCCGCUGGUCUUCUCCAGCAAAGUCGUCUUCCCCGGCGCAUAACCCGCGAGCACACCCAGCAGCAAGCCGGCGCACGGCGAUCACCCUUUGCCGGCCGCGAGGGCGGCAUCCGCACCAUCUUCAUCCAGACCGAGCAGACGCCCAACGCCGACGCCAUCAAGUUCCUCCCGAACCACCGUAUCUUGCCCGACAACAUCCCGACACCCUUCAUCGAGUACCUCAACCCGCGCUCGACCAUUGCGCCUCCCUACCCCUCCCCGCUGGCCGCCCAGCUCAUGAACAUUGACGGCGUUACCUCCGUCUUCUACGGCGCCGAUUUCAUCACCGUCAGCAAAGCCGCCGACGCCAACUGGGCCCACAUCCGGCCCGAGGUGUUCGCACUCAUCACCGAGGCCAUCACCUCGGGGCAGCCCAUCGUCAAUGUCGCGGAGAAGAAGGAGGGCGGCGUCGCCGGUGAGGAGCAGCAGCAGCACGGUGAGGAGGACAGUCUGGCCUACGACGAGAACGACAGCGAGGUCGUGGGCAUGAUCAAGGAGCUGCUUGAAACGAGGAUACGCCCCGCCAUCCAGGAGGACGGCGGCGACAUCGAGUUCCGCGGCUUCACCGACGACGGCAUCGUCUUGCUGAAGCUCCGCGGCGCGUGCCGGACGUGCGACUCCAGCACGGUGACGCUGAAGAAUGGCAUCGAAGGCAUGUUGAUGCACUACAUCGAGGAGGUCAAGGGCGUCCAGCAGAUCCUCGACCAGGAGGAAGAAAUCGCGCUCCAGGAGUUUGCCAAGUUUGAAGAGAAGCUCAAGGCCCAAAAGGGCAAUGAGGCGACCGCCGCAUGAGUUGAAACCAUAACGUAGCCCAAAGAGGGGGGCUCUGGCUUGUGGCGUUGAGUAGACGAGUUCGGGGGAGGGGUGCAUAAGUCAUGUAAAAAAGAAAUUGCUGUAUAAUCACGUCAACAUCUUGCCGGGCAUCACGCUAGUGAUACGGACAAUACC